Molecule: messenger RNA, 792 nt
Organism: Salvelinus fontinalis (brook trout)
Lineage: Eukaryota; Metazoa; Chordata; Actinopteri; Salmoniformes; Salmonidae
Product: equistatin-like
Exons: 5
Coding region: 157-750 (197 amino acids)
Biological process (GO): cell-matrix adhesion
Cellular component (GO): basement membrane
Source: RefSeq, a predicted model, not a curated record
UGGCCUAAUUGGAGCCUUCAUCCCCACAUGUGACGCCGCUGGACAAUACACCCCUGAGCAAUGUUCCGGCUCUACAGGUUAACACACACACUCAUACAAGCCCACAGUAAAUUAUCCAAUUCAGUUGAACGUGACAAUUAAAUCUCUUACUGUAAAAUGUGUAAAUAUUGUCUAUGUAACAGGUUAUUAACAUGUCCAAUUCUGGUAGGUUACUGUUGGUGUGUGAACAGUUCUGGACAGAAGAUCCAGGGUACUGAGACUCUACCAGGCACUGCUAGAAUCAACUGUGCCACACAGAAUGCUACGAUACGACCCAAGACCCCCUGUGAGCGUGCUAGAGAUGAUGUGAUAAAUGGCCUAAUUGAAGCCUUCAUCCCCAUGUGUGACGCCGCUGGACAAUACACCCCUGAGCAAUGUUCCGGCUCUAAAGGUCAAUGUUGGUGUGUGAACAGUUCUGGACGGAAGAUCCCGGGUACUGAGACUCGACCAGGCACUGCUAGAAUCAAAUGUGCCACCAAGUAUGGUACGAUACGACCCAAGACCCCCUGUGAAGGUGCUAGAGAUGCCGCGACACAUGGCCUAAUUGGAGCCUUCAUCCCCACAUGUGACGCAGCUGGACAAUACACCCCUGAGCAAUGUUCCGGCUCUAAAGGUCAAUGUUGGUGUGUGAACAGUUCUGGACGGAAGAUCCCUGGUACUGAGACUCGACCAGGCACUGCUAGAAUCAACUGUUCCACCAAGUGUAAGUGAGGCCCUGUGGUCUCAUCCAACACCAUCACCACUUUAAACUCC